UCGAGGCUGAUUCUUCCCCUCUCGCUGGCUCCAGGUCACCAGCGUUUGUUGUCAAAACUGCAAGCGGUCCGCGCCGGAGGCGGCUGCUUGCUUUUGCCGCCGCCGCCGUUACCACCACACAUGCCCUCGCUCAAAACCCGGUUUCCCGCCUGGGCUCAAAACUCCGACAAACAUUUCCUAAUAAGGUUUCGCAGGUAUCGGCCACAGCCCGGCCGCGUUUUCUAAAGGACAACCCGGGGGGGAUUACAAGGGGCCGGGGGGUGGGAGAGUUUGGAAAGCGUCGCUGAGAAACUUCGCGAGCAAAGAGAGCUUGAAAUCCGGCGGGAGUUUCUAACUUGCUUAGCAGCGCCGGAGAGAUCGCGGUCUUAACAUGGGGGAUGUCAAACUGGUAUCGACUCAGAUCUCCAAAGCCACCUUGACUUUAAACCACUCUCCUCUAAGACCUCCAGCUUCAACAGAAGCACCAGCAUUUAUUCUACCUCCACGAAAUAUCCAGGUGCCAGUUGGAGGCACUGCAAAGUUUGAAGGACAGGUGAGAGGCAAUCCUGAACCUCAGAUCACAUGGUACAGAAAUGAGCACCUUGUCACAGGAGAGCGCUGUGUAGCAGAUUGCAGCAUCCGAGGAAUUUUCAGUUUGAUAAUUAAAGGGGUAAAGGAGGAAGAUGGUGGUCUGUAUAUGUGUCAGGCCAGAAAUGCUGGUGGGAUUCGCCAGGUGACUGUGGAAUUGACAGUGGAAGGAAAAGUUUUGAAGAAAUAUAACUUGCCUUCCAGUUCCAAAAGUUCUGGGGGUCAGUCUACUCUUCUACCUAUAGAACAACGGCCAAGCAUCUGGGGCGAAUGUCCACCCAAAUUUGCUACAAAACCCAAUCGGGUUAUUGUACGAGAAGGACAGACUGGUAAAUUUUCCUGUAAGAUAACAGGGCGACCUCAGCCUCAGGUCAUCUGGUUCAAGGAUGAAAUCCAGGUGCAGAAAAAUGAUCGUUUUAACAUGUUUGAGAAAGCGGGCAUCCAGUUUUUGGAAAUCCAAAAUGUUCAGCUGGCUGAUGCUGGAAUUUACACUUGUACCUUGAUGAAUAAUGCUGGGAAGGCUUCUGUGACUGCAGAACUCAUGGUUCAAGGUUCUCUAAAAAGGGAUGCAUAUUCUCAACCUCUUUGCACAUCAGCAAAACCCAGUGCCUCUACAAAAUCCACCAUUAUUACCAAAGCUAUUGAAACCUCAGAGUUCAGAAAACCCACUAGCAAUGGGGUAGUUAAAGACCUCAAAUCUACCACCACAGAGGUUUUGCUAGAAUCCAAAGAAAGGCCAUUGGUGAAGAGAGAAAUUCAGCUUGCUCCACCCAAAGAAGCCAGAGAGAAUCAGUUGCAACAAAUAAUGAAGGAACCCAACAGAGACCCAGCUAAAGAAGACAGGAAAAGCCAACAGGUUCUGCAGAAAACAUCAAGCACUAUAACUCUUCGCUCUGUGAAAAUACAGCCUGGACCAAAGGCAGAAUUGAAGGCAGUUUCUUUUGAGCAGGAAGCAAAUGGAGAAAAAACAAAGCAAUUACUGGCAGCAGAUUGGCAGGCUGCUUUUUCUACCAAGUCAAAUAAUCUGACCUCUGAAGAAUUGGAAAAUCAUGUUGCCUUAAAGAAGAGUGCAGCAGAAAUAAAGAUUCAGAAAAUCCCUCCCCAGUUUGAGUGUCGGCCUCAAAGCCAGGAAGCAUUAGAAGGAGAAGAGGUUACAUUUAGAUGCAGAGUUUCAGGGAAACCCAAGGCAACUGUUGAAUGGUUCAAAGAAGGAGCCCUUCUGGAAACAGGAGACAGCAUCCUGAUAUAUGAAGAAGAUGGGGUCCAUUGUUUGUGCCUGAAAAAAACUCAGCCAGAAGAUAGUGGAUUUUACUCUUGCAAAGCUUUCAAUCCUGGAGGCCAAGCUUCAACCAGUUGGCUAUUAACAGUGAAAAGGCCUAAAGUGAAGGAAGUACCUCCCCAUUUUCUCCGGGUCUUGAAAUCCUGCCACGUGAGUGAAGGGCAAGAUUUUACCCUUCGGUGCUCAGUUGAGGGGAUACCUGUUCCUCAGGUCAUCUGGCUCCUUAACGAUCAACCAAUUCAGUAUGCAUGUUCUGACUUUGAAGAUGGAAUUGCAAAAUUGACGGUUCAAGAUGCUUUACCAGAGGAUGAUGGAGUAUAUACUUGUUUGGCAGAAAAUGCUGCUGGAAGAGCUUCCUGCUGUGCUCAGGUUACUGUUAAAGGUAAAUAUGAAGAUAAAUGCCCAGCUGAUCUAUCCUUUGAGAACUGAACCGAAAACUUUAAUUACUUUAUUUUCUCUUUGUUGAUGAGAAUUUUUUUUAUUGUGCCUUUUAUUCAGUAAAAAUACAAUCAGUGAUCAUUGAUGAACCGAUCUUGUAUCUUUAACAGGUAUAUCUUCUUAUGUCUUAAUCUACUUAUCCACUAAGAGGCAUAUUUGAAUUUGCUGCUUUUAAAAGCCCCUGCCCAUGUGUUUGACCUUUACUUAGUAGCAUGAUAGCUUUCAAUCGAUUUGAAAAACAUUAAUGAGCUAUGUUUCAGUAAAUUAUGGUAAAAAGCAAUUGUCUCCAACUGGAAUUGUUUCCUUCUGUAUUACUAUUUUGGUUUCAAUGCUGAUUAAUUCUAUAGCAAACUUCCUCAGCCUGAUAUCCUUCAGUUAUUUUGGAACUGUAAAUUUCCAAAUUUCCACUCAGCUUUUGGCAACGUUGGCAAGGAAUUUUGAAAGCUGUAACUCCAACAUAUAUAAGACUGUCUGGUUGAAGAUGUCUAUUUUGCAAAGAUAAAUUAGAGUAGAGAAGAGAUAGAG
Molecule: messenger RNA, 2809 nt
Organism: Crotalus tigris (Tiger rattlesnake)
Lineage: Eukaryota; Metazoa; Chordata; Lepidosauria; Squamata; Viperidae
Gene: MYLK
Product: myosin light chain kinase
Exons: 11
Coding region: 371-2275 (634 amino acids)
Source: RefSeq, a predicted model, not a curated record